Messenger RNA from Caretta caretta (loggerhead turtle), 10442 nucleotides. It is a transcript of the gene PIKFYVE, whose product is annotated as phosphoinositide kinase, FYVE-type zinc finger containing. Gene Ontology annotation, cellular component: vesicle membrane; cytoplasmic vesicle. Gene Ontology annotation, biological process: regulation of reactive oxygen species biosynthetic process; melanosome organization; intracellular signal transduction. Gene Ontology annotation, molecular function: metal ion binding; 1-phosphatidylinositol-5-kinase activity; ATP binding. The record is from RefSeq and is a predicted model, not a curated record. NCBI's taxonomy places the organism in Eukaryota, Metazoa, Chordata, Testudines, Cheloniidae.
GGGGUUGAUGGUGAAGACUCAAGACGCGCCCCGGCCGCUAUGAGAGGUGCUCCCCGCGCGGCGGCGGCCUGAGGCAGCGGGGCGGCGGCGGGAUAAGGACACAUGAGAUGGCCACAGAUGACAGACAAUCUCCAACACUGGACUGUGUCAGUGAUCUGCCCCGCUCUCCGAGCAGUCCCUCUCAUCUCACUCAUUUCAAACCAUUGACUCCUGAUCAAGAUGAGCCUCCUUUUAAAUCUGCCUACAGCUCCUUUGUAAACCUCUUUCGUUUUGGCAAAGAUGAUGGUAGACUUUCAUCUCCUGCAGAGAGUGGCCAGGGCGAGCAGCAGGCGCUGAGUGGGACUUGGUCCAGUCCUCAGCAUACCUCAAGGGCACAGUCUCUGAGGUCCCCUGUUCCAUACAAAAAGCAGCUUACUGGGGAGCUACAACGUAGAGCUUCUACAACCUUAGACACACGAAGGAAAGUGGAACCUUCUCUCAGUGGCCAUGAUCCUCGGACAGCUGUUCAGCUUAGAAGUCUCAGCACGGUCUUAAAACGUCUCAAAGAAAUAAUGGAAGGGAAAAGCCAGGAUAGUGAUUUAAAGCAGUACUGGAUGCCAGACAGCCAGUGUAAAGAAUGUUAUGACUGUAGCGAGAAAUUCACCACCUUCCGACGCAGACACCACUGUCGGCUGUGUGGGCAGAUCUUCUGUAGCCGAUGCUGCAACCAGGAAAUCCCUGGAAAGUUUAUGGGUUACACAGGAGAUCUCCGAGCUUGCACUUACUGCCGCAAAAUAGCUUUAAGCUAUGCACACUCCACAGACAGUAACUCCAUUGGGGAAGACUUAAAUGCUCUGUCUGAUUCUACCUGUUGUGUAUCUGUACUGGAACCUGGGGAGCCGCGCACACCUGUUGGGAGUAGAAAAGCUAGCCGAAAUAUCUUUCUGGAGGAGGAUCUUACUUGGCAAAGUCUGAUUCACCCAGACACUUCAACUACCACACUGUCAACACGCCUUGUGUCUGUACAGGAGGAUCCGGGGAAGUCUCCUGCUCGAAACAGAUCGGCCAGCAUUACUAACCUGUCACUGGAUCGGUCUGGUUCACCCAUGGUGCCUGCAUACGAGACAUCCGUCAGUCCCCAGGCUAAUCGCACGUAUUUGAAAGCAGAUACCAAUGAGGAUGAACGAAAAAUUCUUCUGGACUCUGUCCAGUUAAAGGAUUUGUGGAAGAAAAUUUGCCAUCACAAUAGUGGGAUGGAGUUUCAGGACCACCGCUAUUGGCUGCGGACCCAUCCCAACUGCAUUGUGGGAAAGGAACUAGUCAACUGGCUCAUCAGAAAUGGACACAUUACCACAAGAGCUCAAGCCAUCGCAAUAGGACAAGCACUGGUAGAUGGACGCUGGCUUGAUUGUGUCAGUCACCAUGAUCAAAUCUUUAGAGAUGAAUAUGCUCUGUACAGACCACUACAGAGCACAGAGUUCUCGGAAACCCCCUCUCCAGACAGUGAUUCGGUGAACUCCGUAGAGGGGCACUCUGAGCCAUCCUGGUUCAAAGACAUCAAGUUUGAUGACAGUGACACAGAACAAAUCCCUGACGAAGGGGAGGAUAACUUGGCCAACUCCGCCAGCCCUAGCAAGCGUACAUCAGUCAGCAGCUUCCAGUCCACAAUGGACAGUGACUCAGCCGCUUCCAUCAACCUGAACGUGGAGCUGGACAACGUGAACUUCCAUAUCAAGAAGCACUCCAAGUACCCACAUGUGCCCCCUCACCCUGCCGACCAAAAAGAGUACUUGAAUCCUGACAACGGAGGGCAACAGAUGGUCUCAAUAAGUGACGCUUUCAUCAAGGAGUCGCUGUUCAAUCGGAGGGUGGAGGAGAAAUCCAAAGAGCUGUUUUUCACACCUUUAGGCUGGCACCACAGCAAUCUGGAUCUGCUGAGGGAAGAGAAUGGGGAGAAACAGGCUAUGGAGAGGCUUCUCUCAGCUAAUCAUAACCAUAUGAUGGCACUGCUUCAGCAGCUACUCAACAAUGAGUCAUUGUCCUUAUCCUGGAGGGAUAUCAUUGUGCCUGUGGUCUGCCAGGUAGUUCAGACUGUCCGACCUGAUAUCAAGAACAGAGACGAUGAUAUGGAUAUCCGCCAGUUUGUCCACAUAAAAAAAAUCCCAGGUGGAAAGAAAUUUGACUCUGUGAUGGUGAAUGGCUUUGUUUGCACCAAGAACGUUGCACACAAAAAGAUGAACACCUAUAUAAAAAAUCCCAAAAUUCUUCUGCUGAAGUGUUCCAUUGAGUACCUCUACCGAGAAGAAACAAAAUUCACCUGCAUAGACCCCAUUGUUCUUCAGGAAAGGGAGUUCUUGAAGAACUAUGUCCAGCGGAUAGUGGAUGUCAGGCCUACCUUGGUUCUGGUUGAGAAGACUGUGUCCCGAAUUGCCCAGGACAUGCUGCUGGAACAUGGCAUCACUCUGGUCAUCAAUGUCAAGCCGCAAGUAUUAGACCGAAUAAGUCGGAUGACUCAGGGAGACUUGGUGAUCUCAAUGGAUCAAUUGUUGACCAAACCACACUUGGGAACCUGUCAUAAAUUUUACAUGCAAGUGUUCCAGUUACCUAAUGAUCAAACCAAAACCUUAAUGUUUUUUGAAGGGUGCCCGCCACACUUGGGCUGCACCAUCAAGCUGCGUGGAGCUGCAGACUAUGAACUGACCCGAGUGAAGGAGAUCCUUAUCUUUAUGGUCUGUGUGGCUUAUCAUUCCCAACUGGAAAUUUCUUUCCUUAUGGAUGAGUUUGCCAUGCCCCCUACUCUGACUAAAAACAGCUCCUUCCACGCUCUGAUUGAAAGCCAAGGAGAUGAACAUGAGCACCAAGACCUCUUUAAUGGUGAGGAGUUUAGCAUGGUGGUCAGAGAUGUUGAGCUCUCUUCUGAAAAAGUGCCCAUGUUCUCUGAGUCUGUCUCUUCCGAUGAGGCCAGCACACUAGAACAAAGAACUUUGUUUGAAGAAGAGGAUCAAGAUGAUGAUGCUGUCCUGCGAGAGGGUUCCUCUUUAAGGCACCAAGAGCAUCUCGGAAUGGAAUAUUCACUGCCAGUGUUGAGCAGUAUUAAAACACCAGUACCAGAAUCACGGCUACCCUUCCAAAGUACGGACCAACACCCAGGCACUCUAUAUAGUCAGCAUCUGGAGACUCUGCAGCAGCCAGGUGACCUGCAGGAUUCCAAAAGCCAGAUGAGAGUCUUUAGAGACCCUCUGCAGGAUGACACUGGAUUGUAUAUCAUGGAGGAGGUGACUUCCUCCGAGGAUCGCCUCAAGGCCUACUCCUUAGCAUUUAAGCAGGAGCUGAAAGAUGUUAUUCUCUGUAUCUCACCUGUGAUCACAUUCCAUGAACCUUUUCUUCUAACGGAGAUGGGCAUGAGGUGCCCUGCCCGGGACUACUUCCCAGAGCAGGUCUAUUUGUCUCCUUUCCUCAACAAAGAGUAUAAGGAGCUGGAGAGCAGAAGGAAGAAACAGCUGUUAAGGGAUCUCUCUGGACUGCAAGGGAUAAAUGGAAGUAUCCAGGCAAAGGCCAUCCAGGUUUUGCCUACCCAUGAGUUAGUUAACACUAGAAUUGCAGAGCAUCUGGGUGAUAGCCAAAGCUUGGCCAGAAUGCUAGCAGAUUACCGGGCCAGAGGAGGAAGGAUACAACAGAAAAAUGCAGAUCCCUUUGCCCAGUGUAAAGAUGCAUCUGGUGUUUCUGGAGGAAAAGCUGGAGGCAGAAAUGAAGAGGAUGAGAGAGGAUUGGUUCGGGGUGAAUCUGUAUGGUCUCAUAAGGUGGACUGUCUGAGUCCAGUCAACCAUCAGAGGCUCUGUGUUCUUUUCAGUAGCUCCUCUGCCCAGUCCAGCAAUGCUCCAAGUGCCUGCGUUAGUCCAUGGAUUGUGACAAUGGAGUUCUAUGGGAAGAACGACCUCACUCUAGGAGUGUUUUUAGAGCGGUAUUGUUUCAGGCCUUCCUACCAAUGCCCCAGCAUGUUUUGUGAAACACCGAUGGUGCACCACGUUCGUCGCUUUGUCCACGGGCAAGGCUGUGUGCAGAUCAUACUGAAGGAGCUGGACUCCCCAGUCCCUGGAUACCAGCACACAAUCCUUACCUACUCCUGGUGUAGAUUGUGCAAACAGGUCACACCAGUUGUCCCACUUUCCAAUGAUUCUUGGUCCAUGUCAUUUGCAAAAUACCUCGAAUUGAGAUUCUAUGGGCACCAGUACACGCGAAGAGCCAAUGCAGAGCCUUGUGGUCACUCCAUACACCAUGAUUAUCACCAGUAUUUCUCAUAUAAUCAGAUGGUGGCAUCUUUCAGCUAUUCUCCAAUCCGGCUGCUAGAGGUAUGUGUCCCACACCCCAAAAUCUACAUCAAACGUCAAGCUCCGUUAAAGGUUACUAUUCUGCAGGAUCUGAAGGAUUUCUCUCAAAAGGUAUCACAGGUGUACCUUGCUGUUGAUGAUCGUCUCACCUCUUUGAAAACGGAUACUUUCAGCAAAACAAGGGAAGAGAAGAUGGAGGACCUUUUUGCACAAAAAGAGAUGGAAGAGGUAGAGUUCCGGAACUGGAUUGAGAAGAUCCAAGCAAGGAUGCUUUCACCUUCAUUGGACACCUCUCAGCAGUUGCAGUCAGUCUUUGAGUCUCUGAUAGCUAAAAAACAGAGCCUCUGUGAGAUGCUGCAGGCCUGGAAUAACAGAUUACAGGAUCUCUUCCAGCAGGAGAAAGGUAGAAAACGCCCCUCAGUACCACCGAGCCCCGGAAGACUGAGACAAGGUGAAGAAAACAAGAUCAGUGCAAUGGAUGCCUCUCCCCGCAACGCUUCUCCAGCCCUACAGAAUGGAGAAAAAGAUGACCGUUUCUUGACAACCUUGUCAAGUCAGAGCUCUACAAGCUCCACCCAUCUCCAGCUUCCUACCCCACCUGAAAUUGUGUCAGAGCAGCUGACAGGGGGGCCUUCCUUUGCCAAUUCACUCUCUGAACCAGACACCACCAGCAGCUCAGAAGAUGUAUUUGAUGGACACUUGUUGGGAUCUACAGACAGCCAGGUGAAGGAGAAAUCUACUAUGAAAGCUAUUUUGGCAAAUUUGUUGCCUGGAAACAGCUAUAAUCCCAUUCCAUUCCCCUUUGACCCAGAUAAGCACUACCUAAUGUAUGAACAUGAACGGGUACCCAUUGCAGUCUGUGAAAAGGAACCAAGCUCCAUCAUAGCUUUUGCGCUCAGUUGCAAGGAAUACAGAAAUGCCUUAGAUGAGUUAUCCAAAGCAUCUCUGAAGAGCAGUUCUGAAGAAGGGCUUCCACCAAACAGUAUGUUGGACAACAAACCGAAGAGCAACAGCCCAGUCCGAUUGCCUGAGACUAAUGCGGGACAGGCAAACCGCACAGCCGAAGCAGAACAGCCAAAAAAAGUUUCUGGAGUUCUAUCCUUCUUCCGUGGCACAGGAGGGAAGAGCCCUGAUCUGUCUGCCCAGAAGAAAGAGACCUUACGUGGUGCAGAUAGUGCCUACUACCAGGUUGGACAGAUGGGCAAGGAGGGUCCGGAGAGCCAAGGAGCAGAGACUCAAGAUGAAGCAGAUGGAGGAGAUGCACAAAAGAAACAGCUAGCAAAUCCCCAUGUGGAACUUCAGUUUUCAGAUGCUAAUGCCAAGUUCUAUUGCCGGAUUUAUUAUGCCGGGGAGUUCCAUAAGAUGCGUGAUGUGAUACUCGGGAGCCGUGAGGAGGACUUCAUUCGCUCCCUGUCUCACUCUCUGCCCUGGCAGGCCCGUGGAGGCAAGUCAGGAGCUGUGUUCUAUGUGACGGAAGAUGACAGAUUCAUUUUGAAGCAGAUGCCCCGUCUGGAGGUCCAGUCCUUCCUUGACUUUGCCCCACACUACUUCACUUACAUCACUAAUGCUGUUCAGCAAAAGAAACCAACAGCACUGGCCAAAAUACUUGGAGUGUAUCGGAUUGGAUACAAGAACUCUCAGAACAACACUGAGAAGAAGCUGGAUCUGCUUGUCAUGGAAAACCUUUUCUAUGGCAGAAAAAUGGCUCAGGUGUUUGACCUGAAGGGCUCCCUGCGGAACAGAAAUGUGAAAACAGAUACCGGGAAGGAAAGUUGCGAUGUUGUCCUGCUCGAUGAAAAUCUCUUGAAGAUGGUACGGGACAACCCUCUGUAUAUCCGCUCCCACUGCAAGGCUGUGCUGAGGGCUUCCAUCCACAGCGAUUCCCACUUUCUUUCCAGCCACCUCAUCAUUGACUAUUCCCUGCUGGUUGGCCGCGACGAUACUAGCAAUCAGCUGGUGGUUGGGAUCAUUGAUUACAUUCGCACCUUUACCUGGGACAAAAAGCUUGAAAUGGUGGUGAAGUCAACGGGCAUCCUGGGAGGACAAGGUAAAAUGCCAACUGUGGUCUCUCCAGAACUGUACCGGAGCAGAUUUUGUGAAGCAAUGGACAAGUAUUUCUUGAUGGUGCCGGAUCAUUGGACAGGGUUGGGUCUGAACUGCUGAGCUAAAGCACAUGUUGUGAUGGGCGGGGAAGCACAGUGAAUGAAAAAAUUCCCUGAUAGAAGAGGACACACACACCCUGGACUUUAUAUUGCCAUUCCAGCUCCUCAGCAGUAGGCAAAAGGAUUGCAAACCUGCGUCUGUCUAACAGGCCACAUGCAUCUGAAGUGUAAAAUCUGCAUCUUACCUGCACUUCAGUUUCUGACAUGAGGAUUACAGAUAAGGCUGGCAGAUACAAGCUGUUGUAGGGAUCAGAGUUGGAACCUAUUUCUCAAGAAGAUUGAGAAUGGGGUGAUUUAUUAGCUCAGCCACAAGAAAGAGGACUGUAUCCAAUACAGAUUUUUGUACACUGUCCCACAUAUCAGAGCACUGAAACCAGGUGCUGGCCGGUUUAUGAUGGAUCACUUUGUGGAGAAGUAGGUGAGCUCUGCAAGUAUUACACAACUUGUAUGGUGGCUAAUGUGAGUUUGAAUUUAUAGAGUUGAUGAGUGUGAUUUGCAUCAGUGUCUAGUGUGAUCGUGCAAGGGACAUAGAAAGCUUUGAAAUAAGCACCCUGUUCAUGGAAAAUCUAAGUCAAUCCAUAUCCACAACAUUCAUUACUGCUGCAGUGGUCUGAAGCAGACCUUGUAAGAAUCAGAGUGAAUAACUUGUCCUGUUAUGCACUUUACAAGUUCUGUUCUUACAGGCUCUGUAAACAAUAUUUGUGUGUGUUUUAGCCAGCUAUGAUGAUUACAUUGUCCUUUUAUUUGUACUGAUCUUUUAUGCAGCUAAGUUCAUUGCAGUAAAGUGCAAUUUGCCCUGCAUGUCAUAAUUUAGUUUUCAGCAGCCUCACACAGAAAUGGAGCAGUCGAACACUGCAAAAACUGAAAACAAUAGGAACAUAAACCAGACAUUCCCAAAGCCCCAGAAGCAAACUUAUUAAACUACAGAUCUCUCUUAUCCCUUUCAAGAGGGACUUCUGUGCAACACUGCCUUGUCUUGCAUUAUGAAUCAUGCUGCCUUAGUGGUAGCUUCCUUUUUAAUGAUACUAAUGUCCUUUGAAGAUAAAUUCCAAUCAUUUCAUUUUGUUCCCAUACAACUUUGACUAUCACAUUCCUUCAGAGUAAAAAGUCUUGCCAGCACAAUAUUUUUCUUACAUUCUUAAGACAAGAUUCCACAUCCAGACCUCAGUGACAUUUAAUACAUAUAAACCAGAUUGAAAACCCUUCUAAACAAUAUUUGCUUCUGCAGCAUUGAAAUGAAUGUUCAGUUUUUUUGGUGCUCUGUGGAAACUGAAUUAGUGGGUGUGUUUAGUAUGAUGUGCGGGGGUCUGUGGAUUGCCACAACUUGAAAAUAAGCACUUUUCAUUUUUAUUCAUUUUACUUGUUUUUUUUUGUAGACGUGACAAGAGUUUACUUAUUUUAGCUUCAAUACAAUAAAGGCCAGUAAAAAUGAGGGUAUUGUAUGUAUGUUAGAGGCAGGUUCCAUUAUCCUUGGAACUUACUUUGUAGGACAUAGGCAACAGCUAAAAUUAAACGUGGCAUUGGAGACGGCACACGUAUUCAGGACCAUCAUCUGCUGUCACUGAUACUAGGUUCACUGCAGUAACUGAGUCUCAGCUGUGCAUUUCCCUCCACCCAACAUUUCUCUUUCUAGGGUAAUGGUAAUUCAUCUACCCAAGCAUAGAGGUUAGAGAGGGUGAAUAAAGCAAUUUCAGCAGUGGUCACCUGAUCCAGGUUGUUCCUAUAAAAAUGCAGCUUGGUGCUAAGCUACUGUGAAGUGACGCUGCUGUAGCGUUCUUGUCCUGUCAAGCAAAAAACUCCGUUAGAUUCUUAUAUUUGGUUGAUCCUACUGUAGAAAGAGGAAGGAGAGGAGUCUAACUUGGGUUUAAGCUGGAGAAGUCCCAUUCCCUUUGUAAGCGUGGUUGUUCAUGUUUCUGGAUCCGCUAGUCAUCUGAACUAGUUUGCAGUUACAGUGCACUCCAAGGAUGGCUGAAAGCAACAAUACUGCAUGUCUCCCUACAUCAGAAUCCCAUAAAUCCAGUGAGUCAAACACUGAUGUCUGAGGUGCAGCUGUUGCAUGUUCAUGCAAUUUCUUACCUCUAGUGUUCUAACUUACAUCAUGCUUACCUGGAUAUAGCUGGCUUUCAGUGGGGUUGUGCUUUUUGCCCAGUUUGACAAUUAAGUUAGCUUUAUACAAGGUCAAGUGACUUACCAAGUAUCAUGGAAUUACUGCUUUUAACUAAGAAUGCAACUCAGCCAUGUUUUCAUUCCUAUUGUAUGUAGGUUUUUCUAGCUCUAGGAGGAAGCAUUAUUACACAUCUUCCCCAAAAUAAAGAGCCCAUGACACUGACUUGUAUGGCUGCCCCAAGUCUAUAUUACAAGUUUGCACAAGUUUCACCUUUUAUUUCGCUCUUCUCCAACUUACCCAGUAAAGCUAAUUUAUACACUCUUCUCUUACCCACGCUGAGCGCCCAAUUGACCCUAUUAAGUGGAUUUUCUCACUUUUGUUAACAGAGUAACAGACCAAAUCUGAACAUGGGUAACAUUCAGGUUUCUGCUCUCUGCUACAGUCCUUACACUCCACAGCAUCCUCAUUCUGAUACAAAGAAUAGUUACUCUGUAGAGUGAUGUAUGGUUUUUGCCUAUGCCUCUACUUAAGCUGCUGAUUAUUAGUAUCUCUGCUAACUAUGGUUCUGAUGUAACAUAGGGUCAGUACUCUGCAGUAUUGGGAUCCACAGACUGAGACCUUCAGCACUGCACAAAAAGAGACCGAUGUAGAACUGACUUUUUUUAAAAGUGUGUACUUUGGGCAGCUGAUUUGCAGUAGUACUAUUUGAAACCUGAAAAUGUCCCUUGAAUUCCGGGCCAGAUCCUCCGCAGGUACAAACUGGCAUAGUUUUUUCUGAAGUCAGUGGAGUUAUGCCAAUUGACAUCGGCUCAGGAUCUCUCCCGUGACAUUAGUGGUAGCACUCAGCCAGUAAAUUACUUGUCCUGGUCUGACCGAGGCUGAUAACAUAUAGUGCUGGCCUUGGAAAAUAAAGGGGCACCGAUAUGAACUAUGAUCUUGAAGGUUUUGCAGAUUUGAAGUACUUGAUGAUCUUAUUCAAAUGGGGCAAAGUUCAAGUUAUAUACACCUAGCUAUAUAGUGUGCAGCAGGAAGGAAGUGUCAGCGACAGGAAUGGAAUUGGCAGCUCCUUACAGGUGAUCUCUAUUAGGACAAGAACGAUCCUAGCAUUUCACCUGCUACAAAACUGAGUUCCUCUAAAGGAAAGCAACAAGCAGUAUUUGUGUGCACAAAAGACAGCAUUUCACAUCUGAAAACUCCUCCUGUCAGGGCUAAAACUGGGCUGGUGAGAUGCUGGUGUCUGACUGUAGCUGAGCCCCAUCAGGGUCCCUGAAGUAUCAGUGCAGGGGAAUGUAACUCUCGCAGUAUUAUGGCUCUGUUUAGUGCAAUGGUUUCUCUUAGUUCUGUAACACGGGUGUAUGUACAUAGAGUAAAUCAUCAACUACAAUUGUAAUCAUGAAGCAGUACUUUCUCAGAGGCUGCAUUAGCUGUUGUAUAAAUCUAGGCGUUCAGGCAAAUGUGUUAAUCUUGUCUAAUUCAAGAAGUGACCCCUCAUUUUUGUGUUACAGUAUCUGUAUAGCACAACUUCUUUUAAUUGCCUGGGGCUGGAUUCUGCCACCCUUGUUCACAAGGAGUAUCACCUUGCUAUAUAAGUAGCCCCAUAUGAGACCAAUGGUGCUACGUGCAUAGUAAGAUGCUUCUCAAUGUGUCUAAAAGCAUAGCAGAAUGAGACCCUUAAUUACCAGAGAUGAGACUAACCACAUUCAGAAGCACUCAAUGUACCAUAAUAUGUAUAUAUUUCUAUUGUACCUUGGUUCCAGCUGUGUUUUAUAUGAUUGACAUGUUAAGCUAUUUAAAAGUAACUGCCUUGACUACUUGGAAAACUGAACUGUAUGUAGAUAGCAGUCCCAAUAAAGUAAUUGAAAUAUA